CAGACCAUCAUCUUCGAAUUCACGGGGAUAGCGGUUGCGCCGCGACCACUAACCAAGCCACAAGCAAACAUCAUCUGCGACAAGACCCAUCGCUCCUUGUUUAAUACACAUACCUACAGGCAGAACGGCAAGCUUUCGAGAUCUGUGAGAAAGGCCGCACGAACGGUGACUUUCGCAUCCUGGUGAUAUCGCGCUCAGCAUUGCCCGAACGACUGGGAGAUUGCAGGCGUUGAGUCGUGGAUAAUUUUUGGCUGUUUGGGAGGGCUCUUUGUGUGCUGUUGAGCGUCGCGUACGCAUCACUUUGGCGGUGUUGGUGUUGAAAAGAUGUCAGGGAUGGGGUCGUUGGAUAGUGAUGGUGGGACACCACAUCCCUCUGAGCUAAAAGUAGAUGGCAAUACAAAGCAGUGGGUGCUUGAACCGGAGACUGAAUACAGGUUCGAACUUGACCCCGGCACGACAUUCGCUAUCAAGCUCGUACAUGGUCAAGCCGAGAUCUUUGGUGCAGAACUCGCGGAAGGCAAGACUUAUUUGUUUGGCCUAGAAUGCAAGGCUGCCGUGUAUACAUGGCAAGGCUGCACUAUCGAGGUCACAGGCCGUCCGUCGACGGAGUACGUCUCGGAAGAGACUCCGAUGAACGUCUAUGCGAAUGUCCACCUCGCCCUCGAGCAGAUGCGCGUCCGGGCAUUGUGUGUGGCCCAUGGAUCCCCGCCUCCUUCGGAUGACGAGGGAGGGCCGGCUUCAAUACCGGAACCUCCGCGCGUGUUGAUCCUCGGACCUGAGAACUCGGGAAAGACGACGGUGUCCAAAAUCCUCGUAAACUAUGCGACGCGCGCAGGGCAGGGUUGGAAACCUAUGUUGGUCAAUGUGGACCCAGGAGAGGGAGGCUGGGCGGUCCCCGGCGCAUUAUCCGCUGCUUCGAUCAGCUCGCCACUGCAGACAUGCACACCAACGACCACCUUCGGCUCGUCAACGGCCUCCGCCCCUACACACAUAUCCUCAAAUGCUCUCGUGCCUCUGGCAUAUUGGUACGGUCAUGCGGAGACGAAGCGCAACCCUUUGCUCAUGGACAGGCUUGUCCGCAAUUUGGGCGAGAACGUCGUGGAGCGGCUGGAUCACGACAUGAAUGGGAGGGUGUCGGGGAUCAUUGUCGAUACGCCCUCAUCGUUCGCGGCCAGCACGAGCGCAGGUGCCGAUCAUAGACAUACGCUCAUCAAGGCUUGCGUUGAUGCUUUCCGCAUCAACGUCAUUCUGGUGGUGGGCCACGAAAAGCUCAACGUCGAGAUGCAGCGCGCAUACAGCACCCGCAUGGCCGUCGUCAAGAUCCCAAAGUCCGGCGGGGUCGUCGAGCUCGACGCGGGCUACCGCGAACGCAUACGCAAGUACCAGAUGCACUACUACAUGUACGGCAAGGUCCUCGAGCCGCCGCCGAGCCUCGCCGGGGCAGCAUGCCUCCAGGGCGGGGAACAGACCCCCGAGCUCACGCUCAACCUCUCGCCGUCGUCGACCAUCGUCUCCUUCAACGACCUCACGAUCUAUCGCAUCGGCGAAGAAACGAUGGCGCCCACAUCCGCACUCCCCAUCGGCGCAACACGCGUCGUCUCCGAAAUGCAACCCCUCCUCGUCGACCCCACCCAGCCCGGCUCGGGCCUCUACAACGCCGUCCUCGCCCUCCUCGCGCCGCCCAACGCUGACGAGUCGGAGCGCUACGACGAAGAGAUCCUCGAUUUGCCCGUGGUGGGCUUCCUCGUCGUCACCGCACUCGAUAUCCCGAAUCGCCGUAUGACGGUCCUGGCGCCCGGCCAAGGCUCCUUCGCAGGUCGUACCGCCAUCGUCGGGUCCUUCGAGUGGCAGGAAUGAUUUCAACGCUU
Messenger RNA from Laetiporus sulphureus 93-53, 1868 nucleotides. RefSeq lists its product as uncharacterized. NCBI's taxonomy places the organism in Eukaryota, Fungi, Basidiomycota, Agaricomycetes, Polyporales, Laetiporaceae. Gene Ontology annotation, biological process: tRNA splicing, via endonucleolytic cleavage and ligation. Gene Ontology annotation, cellular component: mRNA cleavage factor complex; nucleus. Bases 325 to 1857 code for a protein of 510 amino acids. Gene Ontology annotation, molecular function: polynucleotide 5'-hydroxyl-kinase activity. The transcript is spliced from 9 exons. The record is from RefSeq and is a predicted model, not a curated record.